UCACCAGCUUUCAUCAUUCUAUUUCCUUUUGCCUCUCUGGUCAAGAGGAGGGGCAGAGAAUUCUGAGUUGGAGAGCUAGUCAGAGACAAUUCAUUUCUGCCUUCUGUCUUCACACACCCAAAGGAUCCAGGAUUGGAAAGGCCAAGUUCUCCCACCCCAUUUUUGGAUCAGCUUCCUCCACCUGCGUCACUGCGUGGUGCAAAUACAGAGAUGAGCGAUCAGGGAGUAAUUUAUUUAACUCCAACCGAUCUUCAGUUUACUUCGGUGUCACCAAAGAGAGAAGGGUCUGGUGGUACCCAAAGGCCUGGGAAAAGUGAUGGCAAAGAGUUUGCAGUACCCUGGCUUAUCAUUGCAGUGACUCUUGGGAUCCUUUGUUUACUUCUAUUGAUUACGGUCAUAGUGUUGGGAACAAUGAUUUUUCAGUGUACUCAAAAAAAACAUCAACAGGAUAAAAUUCUACAAAACCUGAGGCUAAAGUACCCCAUUAUGCAAAAUGACAACUUCACAAAGCAACUUUUGACAAAUAAGACUUUAGCAUCUGAUAUUCAUAAAAAUAAAACGCUUCAGGAGAUAAAGAAACUGGUCUCACUAUCAGAAAAGAACAGCUGUUAUAGAAAAGAGAUGAUCUUUUCAAAAUCUAUGCAAAAUACAGGCAAACUCCAAGAAGAACACUGGUCCUGUUGUGGAGAAAACUGUUACUUGUUUACCAAUGAAAAUAAAAACUGGAACGGAUGUAAACAGGCUUGCCAAAGUUAUGGGUUAUCUCUUUUGAAGAUAGAUGAUGAAGAUGAACUGGCCUUCCUUCAACCGCAGACUUAUGGAAACAACUACUGGAUUGGAUUAUCAUAUAACGAAGAGAAAAGAAAAUUGGAGUGGACUGGCAGUGGUGCACCUGGAAUUAAUCAUGGGAUAAUGAAUUCAACCUUUGGGAGAGGACAAUGUGCAUUUUUAACCUCAACGAGGAUAGCAUCCAUUGAGUGCUAUAAAACCUACAAUUGCAUCUGCGAGCAGAGCAUUUUCUCUGCCUUUAAAACACUAAGAAGAAAAGGACAGUCCAACUAAAACACAGAGGAGCAGGUUGACGAGAACAUCCUCUGCUGGAUAACGAUUUGAGACAUCAGACAUUCUCGGUCUUCUUGGAGAAGAGGAGAUUUUUGCCUCUGGAGAGCAGAUACCCUUCUCUUUAAUGGGCCUGCAGAGUUAUUCCCCUUUUCUCUUUCCCUGCACUGCUCACAGAACCAAUUAGAGAACUCAUGAAUACCUGGUUCUUCUCCUUAUUUUUAGCAUAAACCAUUUCAAUAGUGUCCAGCUUUGAGAGACAGCACAAUUAAGAACAAUAGCACAAUUGUGAUAGCAUAAUUAAAAAUAUAGGUAUCACUUUUCCCCAUCUAGCUGCUCACCUCUCAUCUUAAAUAUAUAUUUUGCUAUAAUUUCAAACUCGCUGAGUAGUUCAAACAACACUUUAAGGAACUCUCAUAUAUCCUUUACCCAUAGUUAGCAUUUGUUUAUAUAUUACUAUCUGUACUUUAUUGAAUUCUCUCUUUCUCUCUCUUUCCCAUUGCUGGUUCAUUUGAUAAUCCAGAAUAUUAUGUCUCUUUGUCUAAAUAUUUUACCAGAACAAGAACUUAGUCUUGUAUAACCAGAGCAAAAUUUUGAAAAUCAGGACAUUUAGCAUCAAUGUAGUACCAUGCUUCUGCCUACAGUCCAUAUUUAAAUUUGUCAGUUGUCUCAAUGAUGUCAUUACAGGUGUUUUUCCUCCACGCUCGGGACCAUGCAGUCUGGUCCUUUAAUCUGCAACAAUUCCUCAUGCUUUUGAAGACUUUCUUGAUCUUCCCAUUUAAAAAAAUCAACUUUACAGAGUUACACUUUGCAUGCAAGAGAAAAUUAAAUUUCAAUGGGUUCCUCAUUUCACCAGAGAGGGAAUUCACACUGAAUUAAAAGUACAAGCAGGUUGUUUGACAAGUGGGGGUGGACUUAGGAAAAACACGGUGGAGAGGUCAGAAUCAUUUGUUCUUGUCAUUCAGACAUCACAGCAUACAGAGAAUAAUAUGCUGUGCUACGGAAUAAAAUGGUUUAGGAUUAAAAACAAAACAAGACAAAACAAACAGGAAACCUUGUGAUUUGUAGCUUCAAAACAGAAGGGUCUUGGCCUGGCCAGGUCGCUCAGGUGGUUCAAGGGUCAUCCUGAUACACUGAGGUUGCCGGUUCUAUGCCUGGUCAGGGCACAUCCAUGAGUCAACCAACAAAUAAAUCAAUAAGUGGAAAAAUAAAUCAGCCUCUCUCUGUUUCCUCUCCUCCCUCCCUCAUCCUCUCUCUUUAAAAUCAAUAAAUAAAAAUUUUUAAAAAGGGCUUUAAAUCUCUCAGGCAGUCAUUCUGCAGCUUCUCAGCUGACUUUUGGCUUAGAGCUCUGCUUUGACAUAUUCUGACUUAUUAUUUUGAUUUUUUCUAAUCACAGUGGGAGGGUGGCCUCUUCAGUAGGAUCAUCUUUCAUGUUAACACCUUACAGGUUUGUUCCCUGCAAAUUAAACAAACUCUCCACCCGUUAUUGGUGUAGUAGCAUCCCUCAAGUUUACAGAAGGCAACAAAUACUGAGAAAUCCCAACACAGACUUCACUUAAGAAGGAUUUUCAAAGAAAUUCUCAUACAAGAGGCAGAACAUUUACGCAAAUACGAUUUUUAUUGACAACUAAUUCUCACAUGUUAUAUGGAUGUUUAAAUUGUAGUGAUUUUUUUCUUAAACCGUGAUGGAGAAGGCUUUCCUUCUCCCAUGUCUUAUCUCAAUGUAUUUAUCUACUUUCCAGAAUGACUGAGGUGGGCUUUUACACAGAAGUAAAUAUCCUCUUGAUGAAAGGAACUACAGUCCAGGACUUCUAACAGGAAAUAUGAGUUUGUUAAGCACCUAUUUUCACAAAAUCCUAAAACCAUAGGCUUCAGCAGGACCUUUACAGGUUUCACAGUCACACUGAUUCAUGAAUUUCUCUCCAUAACUUCCCCUCCAGGCAGUGAACUACUGUGUUUGAACACCGUCAGAAAAAUAUUACUCAUUUCUUUCCCAGGGUAGUCAAUCACAGACUUCAACUGCUCCUGGAACAUGUUUCUUCAUUUUGAAUCAAGGUUUCCUUCUUGCAUCUGAUGUGAACAAACACUGCGUGAACAUCUUUCGCUGGUGAAAAAGACGUCAUCCUUCUGCUAUGCCCACUGACUUCGGAGGCUGGGCCCAGGGCCUCAGAGAAGCAGGUCAUCAUCUCUUCUGGGUCUGUGAAUGAAUAACAUUUGAGAAGAUGCAGGACAGACCAUCGUGUUUUGUUUGACAUAGGAUUAAUAUAUACCUGCUACUUAUAAGCUUUUUGUGAUUCAGGGCGGUUCACACCAAUGCCUGCACACUGCGCAGUGCCACGUGGGCCUGCAUUCCCACCCCUCCCACGGCUCUCCUCCGACCGCCCUUCCCCGGGGGGUGCUGUGCGUGGGCUCAUGUCCCACAUCUACAGUGGGCGUCCACUGGAAGGGCUGGAAGACAAGAUCUUGGCUUUUAUGAUUUUGGAGAGUUUCUGGAAGCUCCUUGCUUAUAAAGUUCUGACUUGUAAUUAUUUUUGCUCUUGUAGAUAUAGCAGUUGUAAAAUAAUAUCAAAGAAAAUAAAACCAAUUUGUUGCCAGUGGCAUAUGGAAGGGGAACUUAGAACCAACAUGAAUCCUUUCCUUCUAAUACUUUAAGGAUUUAUUAACUGUUACAAUUUUGUACACUAGCCACUUAUUCUUAGAUACUUUAGGAAGUCAUUAUUUGUUGACAGAUGUUUAUAUGUAUAAAAAUUGAGGGUAGAUACGCUCAUUAAGUCACCCUGAGGCAGGUACUGCAACACAUUCACAGCAGGUUUUAUGAAGAGAUUUUCUUAAUCUCAUCUUUUUCAGUGUCUUUACUGGGCAGUGUUCCACAUCAUGCUGCAUCAUCUGUAAUAAUUUUAUGCUUCUGUGUUUUUUGACCCAAAUAAGUAAUAUUUGUUUUGGAACACUGCUGCAUUAAUAUUUUUAAUUUACCCAUGAAUUUCUUCAUUUGGUUUAUCAUCCCCAUGUGCUCCUACCUUCCUGUAAUCACAAUUGGUUGCUGCAGGUCAACUGUGUUCCAUGUGCUGUGCCGGCUGUCGGUGACGCCGAAAGGGCAUUGCGUUUUGGUCGUUGCUGUUUAUUGCAGUUCUUCUUUCCACUAAAUUAAAAAAAAAAACCCUCAAGAAUGGAACUUAUGAUCAAAUACUUAUCCAGUGCAUUUGAGAUCUGGAGGGACACCGGUGUGAAUGGUCAUUGCAGAUCACGGGGUCGGUGACAGAAAACGACAAUGGAGGUGUGGUCAGAGACCAGAUAAUGAGAUAACUGUGCAUAUUCGUCUUCAGUUCAAAAAGAAGUCAUGAUGAGCUGUUUAUGGAAGAGAGAAAGAGCCAGGGCUCUUGGGAACUUAGGUGAUUUCACUUUUUGAAGAGGGAAACAUAAAGUUGGACCAGGAAUGUCUCCUUGUUCAGUGCAUGAGGAAUCACUGGAGAUGAGGUACAUGGAAGUCAGCUGGAAGGGCUUUUCUGGGGGCAGGUUGUGACAC
Artibeus jamaicensis (Jamaican fruit-eating bat) is the source of this 4582-nucleotide messenger RNA. Its product is annotated as killer cell lectin-like receptor 2. The transcript has 8 exons. Bases 211 to 1062 code for a protein of 283 amino acids. NCBI's taxonomy places the organism in Eukaryota, Metazoa, Chordata, Mammalia, Chiroptera, Phyllostomidae. The record is from RefSeq and is a predicted model, not a curated record.